AUGUCACAUCCUGUCGGUACAAUAGGGGAGGAUGAUCAUCUUCCCGCUUCUCCUGUCUCUUUCGCACAAGCCAAUGCUCGGCAUUUUGACUGCGAGGCACAUAGAUACGAGCACCAUGCGGGUACCCGUGAGCUCGUGCGCCGCGUCGCCCGUGCGAUGGUGAGGGAAUAUGCUUUCGACGAAGAAACCACGACCGUACUCGAUUAUGCGUGUGGCACCGGCAUGUUGUCGCGGGCGCUCUCUCCACAUGCUAAAUCAAUUGUCGGCAUGGACAUCAGCGAAGCAUCCGUAGCUGAAUACAAUUCUCGCGUCUUCAACCAGGGGUUGGGCCCGGAGGAUAUGCGUGCUGUGGUCGGUUCACUCCCCGGGGCGCCAGAAGGACUCGAAGGCGCUCAUUUUGACGCUGUCGUUUGUUCAAUGGCUUACCACCACUUCUUCGUACCCGAUGAAAUCACGGCCCUUUUGGCUCGCUUCCUCAAGCCUGGAGGUGUGCUUCUCGUGGUCGACCUCAUGACACGCUUCAACAACAAAUUUGGAAGCAGCAAGCGCGAAGAGAUCUUCUCCCUCGCACACCAGCAUCUAGUCCCACACCGGUACGGCUUUACACGCGAACAGAUGCAAGCUAUGUUCGAUGAAGCUGGCCUCGAGGGGUUCAAGUUUGAGACGGCGUUUUGCGGAUACAAGCCGAUAAUCAAGAAGCCAAAGGCUGUGCGUGUCAGUAGCGGGCAAGCGGAUGGUGCUGAACUGCGCGAUGUCUCUUUCUUUCUUGCGCAAGGGAGGAAACCUAUGGGCGGCGACCAAUACCCGAAGACUAGCACCGGCCAUGGAGCUGCGUGA
Messenger RNA from Peniophora sp. CBMAI 1063, 837 nucleotides. NCBI's taxonomy places the organism in Eukaryota, Fungi, Basidiomycota, Agaricomycetes, Russulales, Peniophoraceae. The record is from the annotation of a GenBank genome assembly.